Messenger RNA from Nematolebias whitei (Rio pearlfish), 1540 nucleotides. RefSeq names its product long-chain-fatty-acid--CoA ligase ACSBG2. The transcript has 8 exons. Lineage: Eukaryota; Metazoa; Chordata; Actinopteri; Cyprinodontiformes; Rivulidae. Gene Ontology annotation, molecular function: long-chain fatty acid-CoA ligase activity. The record is from RefSeq and is a predicted model, not a curated record. Gene Ontology annotation, cellular component: endoplasmic reticulum; membrane. Bases 20 to 1438 code for a protein of 472 amino acids.
AGGCGAGCUGCAGCAGAAAAUGCCGUUCCUGUACACGUGGGACGAGUUCAUGAAGCUCGGAGACGACGUGCCCAACGAGCAGCUAGAUGCUGUGAUUGACAGUCUGCGGGCCAACGAGUGCUGCUCGCUCAUCUACACAUCUGGAACCACUGGAAACCCGAAAGGAGUCAUGCUGAGCCAUGACAACAUCACCUGGACGGCCCGAACAACAUCUGUUAUUUUAAACCCAAACCGCGGAGAGGAGAUCCUCAUCAGUUACCUGCCGCUUAGCCACGUGGCAGCCCAGAUGAUGGACAUCUGGGUCUGCAUGAGCUCUGCAGGAACGGUCUACUUCGCAGAGCCAGAUGCCCUCAAGGGAUCCCUAAUAAACACUCUGAAAGAGGUGCAUCCAACUGGGUUCCUCGGGGUUCCUCGGGUGUGGGAGAAGAUGCACGAAGGGAUGAAAGCAGUUGGUGCCAAAGUGUCUCCCCUGAAGAAGAGGAUCUCUGACUGGGCCAAGUCCAUCGGCCUCCAGUAUAACUACAGUGUCAUGAAAGGGGAGAACGUGGUGCCAUGGGGCUUCAUGCUGUCCAACAACCUGGUGUUUAAGAGGGUCCGGGCCAACCUCGGUUUAGACCGCUGCAGGGUUUGCUGCACCGGAGCCGCUCCGAUCACCAAAGAAACCCUGAAGUACUUCUUGAGCCUGAACAUUCCAGUGAGGGAGCUCUACGGCAUGAGCGAAAGCUCCGGACCGCACACCCUCUCCCUCACCGAGUAUCGCAUCGGAAGCUGUGGGAAAGUGAUGCCCGGCUGCAAGACCAAGCUGGUGGAUCCGGAUGAGGACGGGAACGGAGAGAUUUGUUUCUGGGGUCGUCACGUCUUCAUGGGCUACCUGAACAUGCCAGACAAAACAGAGGAGUCUCUCGACGAGGAGGGCUGGCUGCGCUCCGGAGACCUGGGCAAACACGAUGAGGACGACUUCCUGUACAUCACAGGGAGGAUCAAAGAGCUGAUCAUCACCGCCGGCGGUGAGAACAUCCCUCCGGUUCCCAUCGAGGAUGCGGUGAAGAACGAGGUGCCCAUCAUCAGCAGCGCCAUGCUGAUCGGAGACAAGCUCAAGUUCCUCUCCGUGCUCCUCACACUUAAAUGUGUGAUGGACGACAACGGAGAACCCACAGACGACUUGAGUCCUGAAGUUCUGGCCUUCUGCCGGCAGCACGGGGUCAAAGCCACCAAGGUGUCGGAGAUCAUCGCCAACAAGGAGGCAGCAGUUUACAAACUCAUCCAGGAAGGGCUGGAGCGGGUCAACGCCCAAUCAGCAUCCAACGCCCAGAAGAUCCAGAAGUGGGUCAUCCUCGAGCGAGACUUCAGCGUGACCGGAGGAGAACUGGGUCAGCACAGACAAGCUUUUCUCUCCUGUUCUAUGACUGAAAACAAAGUCGGAAGUAUUCAUGUUUAACUCCUCAGUUAACUAGAGAAAAUGCAUUUCCUGCAAAAAUGCAGUGUGCAUGCUUAUUGGUGAAGAACUUGCCGAACAACAGCUGAAGUUAGCUAAAAACAU